AUGCCGUCAACCAUCAUUCCCGCCGCGAAACUAGCGGCCUCAAAGGCUUUCCUGUCGGAAAUCAUCAAGGACAUGGAGGAGUCAGGGAUCACCGACAAUAACACCUGUACUCCCACUCCCAUUCCCAUUACUCCUCUUGCUACUCCUCCUACCACCCCCGAGGUCAUUAGGUCGACCAACAUGACCUCUGGUCAUUGUCUCCCCACUCCUCCUCCUUCUUCUCCAGAUCCUGCUGCCGGCAGCCCUACCACCGUUGACGACAACCCCGACUUUGAGGUCAAGAUUAUUCAUAUCGGCAUCGCCAAGAAGAACAGAAAAGACAAGGACAAGGCGACCGAUGUCGCUGAAAAGGACAACCAGAACCAUGGCCCUCCCACACCCACUCUCACCCCCGAGCCCGAACCCGAACCCGAACCCGAGCCCGAGCUCACUUCCCCUCCCAAGCCAACCCACGUCCACAGCCGUAAGCUGGUAACAGUCCGCCGCAUCAGCGCCAUCGACACUGCCACCAACAAAUAUCACACCAAACUCACCAUCGACGGCUGGACCGUCGGUGUCAACAAGCGGCCCAGGCCCAGCAAGGUCAACUUCGAGACCGGUCACCGCGUUAUUUUCCUGGAGCCGGACACGCUCCUUCCUGCUGAUCAGCCUCGCUACAGCAAAUUGUUCGCGCAGGUCGGUGGUAACCCCAUUACUUACGACGGGCGUAAGUGGUUUCGUGUCGGUACUCGUACUGUUGGCCCUCCUAGGUGUCGGCGUUGGCAGUUCGUUUCUCAGGGACAUGUUUUUCAUCUGAAGGACUUUCCGGAGGUGCAUGAUGAUGUGAUGUUGAAGGCGAGGUUGGCGAGGUUUGGCGGUGGCUGUGGCGGUGACGGUGGAGGUGACGGUGAGGAGCAGGAAUUGGUUGACUACUCGGCUUUGUUGGGGGCGGUUAAGUGGGAUCCGUAUGGCGAUUUGCCGACGUCGUGGUCGUUGUUGUCGUCGGUGCCCUGCCCGUCGAAGAACAAAAACAGCAUCCACAACGGUGGAAAGGGUGGUAACUCCAGCAAGAAGAACAGUCCUCCGGCUCCCAUCGUCAAAAAGCCGUCCUGGAUCCAAAAGACGGACAUCGAAAGGGUCCAGAACUGCCCUAACUUGUUCAAGAAGCCGAAGUACAAGAACAUCGUUUUCCAGGAGUCGGUCAAGGUUGACGGAACAAGCAUGACCUGCUACUUUGUCCCGAAGCAGUCGAAGUACUUCAAGCAGCUACAUGAACCCCAUCCCGGCGCCGAGUCAGUUGCCCACUCCGUUUUCGAGAGCGGUAGAUUUGGCGUCACCAGCAAGCACGUCGACCUGCCUUUCUCCGAGGACUGCCCAUAUUGGGCCGUGGCUGUCAAGAACAACAUCGGAGCGCUCCUGGAGGACCUCCACAAAAACGGACAUCGUGGCGCCCUGGCUAUCCAGGGGGAGGUAGUCGGUCCCACUAUCUCCGGAAACCACUACGGCCUGCCUCCAACUUCUGCCCCCUCGUUUACCGUUUAUUCGGUGUGGAACAUCGAGACCCAGUACCGCUGGGAUCCUCGUACUGUCCAAAAGUUCUGCUCUACCCACGGUCUGAGCCAUGUUGAGGUUCUAGGGUAUCACAAGGUGACAGGUAUUGCUUCGUCUCAUGAGGAUCUGAUCGCCAGAGCCAGCAGCAGACAGGGUGAGGGACUCGUUUUCAAGAGCUGCGCCAGUGAUGGUCGUUGGUUCAAGGUGUUGUCGGAUCGAUGGAUCACGGAACGGGGAGAUGAGGUUGAUGCUCAGCUGGAGGAGGCGAUCACGGAACGGGGAGAUGAGGUUAAUGCUCAACUGGAGGAGGCGGAGGCGGUGCAGGCCACGAACAUCAAAGUAUCGGCGAAGCAUACCUCUAGUGUCUCGGAGGAUACAACCCUUCCAAAGACUUCCGACAACGGGUUUCUCGACAACGUGAAGGCCUACCUAGAUGCCCCUGUUACCUGGCUCGGACAGCCGAUGAGCCACAGAGAAGCCAUCGGAGAGAUCGGUCGCAUCAUCUUGGCCGAGAUGGCCAUUAACAAGAACAUGCAAGUCGCCAUAAAGGACUUGGUUGAGGUUGUGUUGGACGAGCUGAAGUUUGUCCAAGUCGAAACCGACAGGACUUUCGCGGGCGAAGAUAUGGAGAGUGAGUUCAAGAAGGAUGAUGUCCCGGUUGAGGUCACUCCCGACUCUACCACCACCAUUUCCCCAAAACUCCUCGCCAGCCUCGACACUCCUACCAGCCCCGAGACUCCUACCAGCCUUGACACUCCUACCAGCCCCAACGCUCCUGCCAGCCUCGACACUCCAACUUCCCCCGACACCCCCACUACUUCCCACGAAGCCAACCCAUCCACAGAGCCUAUCGUUUCCGUCAUCGCAACAGAGCAUGACAACGGAGACAACGGUGACAACGAAUCCGUCGGCGUGAACUGGGAUGACUACAAGGUCUUCAAGCAAGGCGGCAAGAUGGUCUGUAUCAGACGGGAAGAUUAUAGGCCCCGGAGCCCGCCCUGCAUGUACGCAUCGGCUGAGGAGAUGGUCCGUCGUCGCGAGGCCCGUCACCGCGACAGGCAGCGUCGUUAUCGUUUCUUGGGCGAGUGA
Sordaria macrospora k-hell is the source of this 2619-nucleotide messenger RNA. RefSeq lists its product as uncharacterized. Lineage: Eukaryota; Fungi; Ascomycota; Sordariomycetes; Sordariales; Sordariaceae. The record is from RefSeq and is a predicted model, not a curated record.